UGGCAAAGAGCUGUUUGAGAGCAUCAGAACCGGUAUUAUUAAAAAGCAUAACAAUUCCAAGGGUUACAAGGCCAAAGAACUUGAAAUUCCUGUUUCAACAGUUUGCAACAUUAUCAAGACGUUUCACAGUAAUAAAACUGUCAAGAUGCUUUCAUGAUUUGGUGCCAAGAAGAAAGUUAAUGAGAGAAGUCUGCGAAGCCUGUUGGAUCAGCAUGAUGGGUUCUGAUGUGUUUCUUCUGUUGAAACUCCUACUGAUUUCAGAGUUUCACAGUCACUGUUCAUGCCUUUCACAUCAGUACCAUUUUGUAAACAUAAACCUGACCUGGACUGACGCCCAGGCUUACUGCAGACAGAACUACACUGACUUGGCUACCAUUGAUAAUAUGGAUGAAAUGAAAAGACUAACUGAGUCUGUAGGCUCUAAUUAUACUGGGGAGGCUUGGAUAGGACUGAAGAAUGGAACAUCACUGAGAUGGCAGUGGUCCUCAGGAGUAGGAGACACAAGGUACAUCAACUGGGAUAGCGGUCAACCAAAUUCCUGGAAUAAUGAUCAGCACUGUGCCGAUUUCCAAUCCAGUGGUGCAUGGAAUGAUUAUUCCUGUUCAACAACAUGUUAUUUCAUCUGUUAUACUGCUCCCACCUAUGAAGAUGGAAUAAAUGCUACCUGGAAAUUCACCUUGAUUAAAGAAAAUAUGAAUUGGUCUGAUGCUCAGAGCUACUGCAGACAGAGUUACACGGACCUGGCCACUGUGAGGAAUAAAGAAGAUAAUGACUUGAUACAUACAAUGGCUGCAAGUGUCAAUUGGGCAUGGAUUGGCCUGUUCCAGGACACAUGGGGAUGGUCAGACCUGUCAAACUCCUCAUUCCGUAACUGGAAAAAUGGCCAAAAUGAUUAUGUGAAUAACGCAUGUGCUUUAGCUCAGGUCACCUGGCCUGGGACAUGGGAUGUGACUCCAUGUGAUGAAAAGCAUCCAUUCAUAUGCUAUGAUGAUAAUCUGAUCUUGGUAAAUAGUAACAUGACCUGGAACAAAGCCCUGAAUUACUGCAGAAUGCACCAUUCGGACCUGGUGUCUGUCCACAAUGAGGAGAUCCAGUACUGGGUCAGUUGGUUGGCUGAGGAUGCCUCCACUGAUCAUGUCUGGUUGGGGCUGCGCUUCUCCUGCUACCUGAACUUCUGGUUCUGGGUCAGUGCAGAAAAUUUCAGCUACCAGAACUGGGCCCCAAACAACAUAUCCAAGAGUAACUUGUGUGGAACCACAGGGGCAGUACAAUCUAAAGACCCACAUUACUGGGUCAGCCUGCCUGAGACUAAGAUGCUCAACUUCAUCUGCUCCAAAUAUCCAAUUCUUACAGGAAAGAGAACAGUGGUGAGACUGACUGUCAGUACUGAUGGAGACAUAAAGGAUCCUGCAUUCAGCAGCCUUAUGUUAACUCAGCUAAAGGCGAAACUGAUCAGCGCAGGCAUGUCAGAAGGCACCGAAUUAUCCUGGAGGACUCAACCUGAUGGCCAAAUCUUCCAUCUAAAGGACUAAAGAGCAUAAAUGAGAAGGGGUCUGUGAAUUUGGAAGAGAUAAAUCCUCAGUGUGUCUGGAAUCGCAGAGGGAUUUGAGGACCAGAGCAGCCCAAUAUGCAUUGUUGAUGUUUGCUUUCUACUGAAUUCAUGAUAAUACAAGUGAUUUUCUAUCCUUUUGUAUCUGCAUAAGAUAAACCUUCAUAUGUGCUGAUCCAGAAACAGAUAAUUACUAACUGCAUUUCAGGCCUCACAGUGCUCACUGAUUUACUUGGUGUGUUUCAGUUUAAUAGACGAUAAACAUUUAGAGGUGAAAAUAUUUUCUG
This is a messenger RNA of Brienomyrus brachyistius, 1836 nucleotides long. RefSeq names its product macrophage mannose receptor 1-like. The record is from RefSeq and is a predicted model, not a curated record. The coding region runs from base 180 to 1532 and encodes 450 amino acids. The transcript is spliced from 8 exons. Lineage: Eukaryota; Metazoa; Chordata; Actinopteri; Osteoglossiformes; Mormyridae.